Messenger RNA from Manis pentadactyla (Chinese pangolin), 5548 nucleotides. RefSeq names its product contactin-associated protein-like 3. The coding region runs from base 144 to 4067 and encodes 1307 amino acids. The transcript is spliced from 24 exons. NCBI's taxonomy places the organism in Eukaryota, Metazoa, Chordata, Mammalia, Pholidota, Manidae. The record is from RefSeq and is a predicted model, not a curated record.
UGGCCACGGCUGGGCGUGGCCGCAGGUGGGCGGUGGCGGCCUGGCGAGGGCGCGGGGCGACGAAGGCGGGGGCGGCAGGCGGGAGGCGCGGAGGCGGCCCGCUGCAGAGUGCAGGGCCUCGGAGCCGAGCCGUCCCGCGGACCAUGGAACCGAUCGCCGGAGCCGUUCUCAGCGUGCUUUUCCUUUUGUCUGCCGAGCGCCGGAGCGCAGUGCUGGCGAGAGGCACUUAUAACUGCGAUGCCCCGCUGGCAUCCUCCUUGCCUCGAGCAUCCUUCAGCAGCUCCUCAGAGCUGUCCGGCAGCCACGGCCCUGGGUUUGCAAAUCUUAAUCGCAGAGAUGGGGCUGGUGGCUGGACCCCACUUGUGUCAAAUAAAUACCAGUGGCUGCAGAUUGACCUUGGAGAGAGAAUGGAGGUCACAGCUGUGGCCACCCAGGGAGGAUACGGGAGCUCUGACUGGGUGAGCAGCUACCUCCUGAUGUUCAGUGAUGGCGGGAGGAACUGGAAGCAGUACCAACGAGAGGAAAGCAUCUGGAGUUUUCCAGGAAACACAAACUCAGACAGUGUGGUGCACUACAGACUCCAGCCUCCCUUCGAAGCCAGGUUCCUGCGCUUCCUUCCCUUAGCCUGGAACCCUAAGGGCAGGAUUGGGAUGCGGAUUGAAGUGUAUGGAUGCGCUUACAGAUCUGAGAUGGUUAAUUUUGAUGGAAAAAGUUCCUUGCUGUACAUAUUUAAUCAGAAACCCACGAGUCCAACAAAAGAUGUUAUUUCUUUGAAAUUUAAAGCCGGGCAGAAUGAUGGUAUUCUAUUCCACAGAGGAGGACAAAAUGGGAAAUGCAUUACCCUGGAAUUAGUUAAAGGAAAACUCACCCUACUCCUUAAUUCAGGCAGCACUAACCUGCCCUCCCCAGGUGCCCACAAGGCCCUCAGCCUGGGCAGCCUGCUGGACGACCAGCACUGGCAUUCUCUGCUCAUUGAGGUCCACGGCUCCCACAUCCGCUUCACCGUGGACAGACACACUCAUCACUUCCAGGCAACGGGAGAGUCCAGCUUCUUGGAUCUUGAUAAUGAGGUCAGUUUCGGAGGGAUUCCUGGACACAGGAAAUCAAUGGCAUUCCCACAUAGAAACUUUGAUGGCUGCUUUGAAAAUCUCUAUUAUAAUGGAGUGGAUAUCAUUGAUUUGUCCAAGAAACAAAAACCACAGAUUCUCAUCAUGGGAAAUGUGUCCUUCUCCUGUUUGCACCCUCACACUGUCCCCGUGACUUUUAUGAGCCCCAGGAGUUACCUGGCCCUGGGAGGCACCUUUGGAGAGGACAAAGCGUCUGUUGCUUUCCAGUUUCGAACAUGGAACAGAUCAGGACUGUUGCUGGCCACUCAGUUUCUUGUCCUUGUUCUUCAUGACGGAAAAGUCAAGCUGAGUCUCUCCCAGCCUGGACAUGCGGCGAGGGACGCCACGGCAGGUGCUGGAUUAAAUGAUGGGCAGUGGCAUUCUGUGUCCUUAACUGCUAAAGGGAAUCACCUGAGUGUGAUGGUGGAUGGUGAGGCAGCCUCUGUGGCUGGUUCCCUGCGUGGGCAGAUUGAUUCAGGCAACACCUAUUACUUGGGAGGCUGUCCUGACAAUAGCCCCCGCUCUGGAUGUGGGCAUCCCCUGGGAGGAUUCCAGGGCUGCCUAAGGCUCAUCUCCAUUGGGGACAAAGCUGUGGAUCCCAUUGCCAUACAGCAGGGGGCACUGGGGAGUUUCCGUGACCUCCAGAUAGACACCUGCGGCCUCACAGACAGGUGUCUGCCAAGCUAUUGUGAACAUGGGGGUGAAUGUUCCCAGUCCUGGGACACCUUUUCCUGUGACUGCACACACACUGGCUAUUCGGGCCCCACCUGCCAUUCCUCUCUCUAUGAGCAGUCCUGUGAAACCCACAAGCACAGAGGAAGCUCUUCAGGCCUCUACUAUAUCGACUCAGAUGGAAGUGGCCCCCUGGGUCCAGCUCUCGUGUAUUGCAAUAUGACAGACACCGCUUGGACCUCAGUGCAGCACAAUGGCUCCCACUGGACCAGGAUUAAGAGCUCGAGUGGAGAAAGCCCCCAUCCUUUGUCUUUCAAGUACACGGCCAGCAUGGAACAGCUCCAGGCCAUAAUUGGCCAUGCAAACCACUGCCAACAGGAGCUGGCCUUCUACUGCAAGAAGUCAAGGCUUUCCACUCUCCAGGAUGGAACCCCAGUGAGCUGGUGGGUUGGAAGAGCCAAUGAAACACACACUUACUGGGGAGGUUCUCUGCCUGAUGCUCAAAAGUGUGCUUGUGGAUUAGAGGGGAACUGCCUAGAUUCUCAAUAUCACUGCAACUGUGAUGCUGACCGGAAUGAAUGGACUAGUGACACAGUGGUCCUUUCCCAUAAGGAGCACCUCCCAGUCACGCAGGUUGUAAUGACAGACACAGGCCGACCACACUCUGAAGCAGCUUUCACCCUGGGACCUCUGCUCUGCCAGGGGGACAAUUCAUUUUGGAAUUCAGCCUCCUUCAAUACUGAGACUUCAUACCUUCACUUUCCUACAUUCCAAGGAGAGCUUAGUGCCGACAUGUCUUUUUUUUUUAAGACAACAGCUUCUUCUGGGGUGUUUUUAGAGAACUUGGGGAUCACAGACUUCAUCAGGCUAGAGCUUCAUGCUCCUGCAGAAGUGACCUUUUCCUUUGAUGUGGGGAAUGGGCCUUGUGUGGUCACAGUGAGGUCCCCAACUCCCUUGAACGACAGUCGGUGGCACUAUGUGAAGGCAGAGAGAAAUAUUAAGGAAGCUUCGCUUCACGUGGAUCGGCUCCCUGGCGAGACCCGGCCUGCCCCCCCUGACGGGCAUGUACGCCUACAGCUCAACAGUCAGCUCUUCGUGGGAGGGACGGCCACCAGACAGAGGGGCUUCCUGGGAUGCAUUCGGGCCCUGCGGCUGAACGGGCUGGCCCUGGAUCUGGAAGAAAGAGCCACCAUGACACCAGGGGUGGAGCCGGGAUGCCGCGGACACUGCAGCAGCUACGGACACCUGUGUCGCAAUGGAGGGAAAUGUACAGAGAAGCACAGGGGGAUGGCGUGUGACUGCACCCUCUCUGCCUAUGAUGGGCCCUUCUGCGAGGAUGAGAUUUCUGCAUAUUUUGGAAUUGGCUCCUCAGUUAUCUACAAUUUUCAAGAACAUUACAAUCACACCUCCAGUAAGAACUCUAGUUCCCUUGUGGCCUUAUUUCGUGAGGACCUGACGCUGACUGGAGAGAUGACCACACUGAGCUUCCGGACCACAGGGACCCCCAGCUUACUGCUCUGUGUGAGCUCCUUCUCUGAGGAGUACCUGUCCGUUAUCCUCGCCCCAAAUGGAAGUCUGCAGAUCAGAUAUAAGCUAGACAGACAUCACGAGCCUGAUGUUUUUAACUUUGGUUUUCAAAACCUGGCUGACGGGCAGCUUCACCAGGUGAAGAUUAACAGAGAAGCAGCAGUGGUCUCUGUAGAGGUUAACCAGAGUGAAAGGAGACAAGUCAUCCUGUCAUCAGGGACAGAAUUCAAUGCUGUCAAAUCCCUUAUGUUGGGGAUGAUUUUAGGGCCCCUGGGCGCCGACGCCGCCACUCUGCGGGCCGGCGCGCGCGGCUUCACCGGCUGCCUCUCGGCCGUGCGCUUCGGGCCCGUCGCCCCGCUCAAAGCCGCGCUGAGCCCCGGCCGCCCCGGCCCGGCCACCGUCCGCGGACCCGUGGCCGCCGCGCCCGGCUGCGCCCAGAGCGCGGAGCCCCGAGCGCCGGCGCGGGAGGCCACCUGGCGGCCGGCGGGAGGCGCAGGUCGGUCAGGACCACGAGAUGGGGGUGAGCCCUCAGUUAAUGCGGACAGAAGGGACGCUGCGGUCAUCGGAGGUGUGAUAGCAGUGGUGAUAUUCAUCUUCCUCUGCGUCACUGCCAUAGCUGUUCGCAUUUAUCAACAGAGAUGGUUAUACCAGAAAAACGAGUCGAAUAGUCCAAAACAUAGCGCCAGGGCCAAGUCUGCUCUGAAAAGUGAGCUCAAUAUGCAGAGCACAGGCAGUGAAAGCCAGAAAGAGUAUUUCUUCUGAUCAGCCGAAUGGGUUUACUUACAGCUAAGAUGAUGUGAUUUCUUGCUAAGGGAUCAAAUUCCCCCUUGUAGUGCACAAGCCAACAGCUUGCUCAUGACCAGUCCUGGGAGGCUCUGCUUACAAUCGUCGUGGUCUGUUUAUGUAAAGGUGACUUAGACAUGCUCAUUACUCACUGUUGGGCGGUGUCCGACUGUUCUGACCUGAUCUUCGAAAUCUGAAAUGUAUUUUGCAUAAUGACUUUGGGUUUUAAGUGAGAACAGGAUUUGAGCUGUGGCCCUACUCUCUUAUUAAUACAGCACAGAGGUUUAUAAAAGUCAAAAGUUGGAUUCUGAUGUUUUCUGUGGCUGGAAACCUUUGUUAGGCUUCCUUAUCAGACAUUGAAACCUGGAAGUGUGUCUCAGGAUGGCCUUCAUGGGGCUUUUCAUCUUCCAGUGAACCGAAGCCGAGUGGCCAAUGAUGGAUUAGAAGCCUGGAAAAAAAGAACAUAUUUUUUUUGCAUGAUUGUUUUAUUAUUUGUCUCUUUUCAGUCAGUUUGGAUACAUUUCAGUGAUGAAAUGAGUACUGAAUAUCAGCUGUGAAAUUCUAGUAUUGGGCUCGGGUAUGCAACAGAAAACUCAGAGUCAGCAAAAUGUGUGAAGUAUUUCCAUCUGCUAUGAUCUUAUUUUUCUUUUAAUUGGCCAUUAGAGUCCUUGUAAAUUAUAACAAUCACCUAAUGAUCUCACAGAAAUGUGUACUUUCUAAUGAAAUGUCUGCCCAGAUAUAAACUCUGUACUUAACAAACUCUGCAAAUGUACCCUUCAUCCAUUUCAUCUGAACUAAAUGUAAUCCUAAAUUUAUUUCCUUUCAGUGUGGGGUGAUUAGGCCACUUGGUUGGGUAGAAGCAAGUCUCAGGUCCUGUGCAAGCUCACGGGAGGGGGUUACAUAAGGACUUGAGUCAGCAAGCUGAGAUCAUGGGGGCUACAUUAAAGUCCAGCUAACACACGACCAUAUCUUUAUUAAUGUUUCUUUAAAGGAAUAACAAAGGAUUUUCAGGAUCUCAGUAUAGUAAUAUAUGAAUGACCCACCUUGGUGAAGGAUAUACAUACUUUUUUUUCUCCAAAAGGUGUAUGAAGAUUGGGGAAGCUUCAACACAAAAAUGAUAGGCUUUAUUUAAUACAUAGCUGAGCAUAAACAUCAUGAAUUCACUGCAACUUUAACAAGCGAUCAUCUUAUGUUACAAAAGAAUUAAUCACUUUGGUAGCUGGUAUUUGACAGAUUUACAGAUAGUGAAAUCCACUGCAUUCUGCUAUCUUUUCUAAAGAGAAAACAAAGUAUUUGUAACAUUGCAGUGAUGUGUUACCUUCUUUCCCUUACUGAUUUUUAAACUUUACCUACUUAUUUGUUUAAAAUAAUACAUUUGAAUUCAAGUAGGAAAAUAUUUUUAAGAGAAGUUGAAUGAAAUUUGAAUUAUAUUGUUUUACCCUUAAAAUAUUAAAAAAUGU